GCUAAUUCCCAUGCAGCUUCCGGCGCGCCCACAAGCAGGCUAGCCAGCAACCCAUGCACGUCGCUCGCGCUCCCUCACGGGCCGACUGGGCCUGGAAUUCCCCCUUCGUCAGCUCCAUGCGGACUAUAUCCUCGCGCCUCUGCUUCCGCGCGACUCCACCCGCCUCUUUCGAUUGGAGCAUGCUGAAUGCCCGGGGACGUACGCCGCCCCCGUUCCAUGGCAUGCAGCAGCGCCGCGACGACGACUCUCAUCACUUCUCGUCGCAUUUCGUCGAGCCCGUCGCUCAGCGACACUCGCUUGCCGUUCGCUCUCCCCCAAACCAGCAUCGCCUUGGGACCUCCGAACCCAUCACUUCAACACCCCUCCGAAUGAAAACCAUGGCGCAAACCUUUCCGUCAGUCAGUGGUUGGUUGGGGCCGCAACCCCAGUCGUUGCUUCCGAUGGCGUCCGAAGAGAACCCACGAGAAUUCAUCCCUCUCGUCGAUUCUGGGAGCACCCACCCCACCGCCGAUGCUGCGAUGCGCCACCCGCUCACCUCAAUCGACGCCAGCACACCCAGGCUGGAGCCAGGUUGAAGCGAUGUCAGCCCUCUCUCUCCGCCCGGCAUCAGCCUCGGAUUCUAUGUCAGCCGUCGACCAGCUCGCACAGUCAACAACGUGCGAUACGAUACAAGUCCUCGCCUACUUGAAAGCCAAGCCCUGCCUGACCCCUGCUCCAGCGCUGUGAAUCGUGCGAUCGUAGCAGCUGUCUCUGAAUGAUCGAUUGGAUGUUCGAUCCAGGUGUGCCCAGGUCACUCGCAUGAUCCAGAGCGCAUCUCGCUGCUCCUCCAGCUCGCGUGGUCCGUUCCUUCGGGUAAUCGAUCUGCGUGCGAUUUAGGCACCAGCUUGAAGCUACCACCAAGGUCGUGACGAUGGGUCCAGGCCGCGUGCACUGCCGUGCUCCUGUGGCUCGUGCUGAGAGCCAACGCCACGAAGGAUCUCUGCAUCAGGCGCGUCAGGAGCAUCAAGAGCAGCAGCAGAAACAGCAGCAGCAGCAGCAACAGCAGCAGCAGCAGCAGCAGGAGCAGCAACAGGAGCAGCAGGAGCAGCAGCAAGAGAAGGAGGAGGAGGAGCAUGAUAGUCAGCGUCGACUUGUGGCAUCUGCCGCCUGCCACGCCCUGUGCUGUCUACCCGCGGAGGUGGUUGAGACCAGCAUUGCACCGCACCUCACCGCCUCUGACCUCUGCGCCAUGGCGGCUGUCUGCCGCUGCUGGCGCCGCGCCGCUUCCUCGGAGUCGUUGUGGCAGCAGCGCUGUCUCACCACCUUCCCCUGCCACCCGCCUAUUGCGGCACGCGGGAGGGAAGGAAAAGCGAGAGGGGAGAGAGUGAGGUUGAGUGGUGAAGAAUGGGUGGUGGAAGGAAGGUGGAUGAUCCGAAUCUGGAGAAUGCUUGAGACGCAUAACACACAGGGUGGGUGUGAUCUAGGAGGAAGGUUCAGAAAUCCAUCCAGCUUCCAAACAAGAGAGACAAGGCGGGGUGAGGAGAGCAUGCGGCAUGACGUGCCAUGUGGAAGAGCAGGGAGCGCGGCAUCGAGGGGGGCAGGGGAGUUCGUGACAGUGGCUCUGGCGCACCCUCUGUGCGUGGUGGCGUCUGUGCUGGUCACGCCCGCGCCCCUCUAUGGCUCCUCGGGAGUAAACCACAUGCAGGUGCAAGUGGGUUUCUCCCCCAAUUCCUUCCACUACACCUCCCCCCCUCUCCGCCUCUCCCCCGACUGGCUGCAGCCCCACUCCCUCACCUUGCCACCGGCCGCCCUCGUUGCCGGCUCCCACCUGAGAAUCCACCUGACAGGGCUCUUCCCCCUCACUCCCUGCGGGCAGCACGAAGGUGAUGCAGAGGGGGAGGGUGUGGAAGAGGGGGAAGAAGGGGAAGAGGGCGAGGAUGGGGAGGGGGGGGGGCAGUUUGUGUGCUUGGAGAGAGUGGAGGUGUUUGGGGUUCCUGUUGGGGGCUCGUAUGGCGGCACAGAGGCUGUAGCGCGCAUGGGCAGCUGCACGCAUGCCAGGAAGGAGGUUCAAAAAGCGUCGUCAGAGGACGAUCAGGGCAUGCCAGGAUCACCCGUUUCAACAUCCGCGUUUUCAUCGUCACCAUCAACAUCAUCAUCAUCAUCAGCAGCAGCAGCAGCAGCAGCAGCAGCAGCAGCAGCAGCAGCAGCGGCACCAAUGAGUGCGGUUGACCAGGUGGAGAGGGCGUUGGUGCUGGCAGCAUUGCAGCAGGAACCAUCGUUCCAUGGCACCAUGGCACGAUGGCUCAGACCCCAUGCAGGGGAGCAACUGGACGCUGCUGAGGUCAUCAUGGCCCUCAGAAGGCAGCAGGUGCGGCGUAGCAGCAGCAUGUGGGGUAGCAGCAAGGGGCCUUGCUAUGAGUGCACCGCCAUCGGGGCACCACUGCCCCACAGCAUCUCCUGCCCGUGCGGCCGUGCCCGAGUGCAAGGGAACCAUUUUUCCGUGCCUGUGUGUGGAGCCUUUUGAACCUGUUGAGGGUGGCAUUUCAAGGUGCCGUGCAAUGUUGUACUUGAAGUGCAAGACUGGGGAGCCAGGGAGGGAGGGGCACGGCCGCACGGCAUAGCAACUUGCCGUGACCUGUUACUCCAUUGCACUGGAGGCUAUUACUGUUGGAAUUAUGGGAAUAUCUAGGUUGCUCGAAUAAACACACAUAUAGCUGAUUGACUAGAAGUCUGGUAGUGUAGAGUAAUUUGGUUGGAUGGGUUGGGAAUGUUUCUAGAGGGUAAACUCCCAGAUCCUUUAGGACUGUUUGUGACUUAGUUGAAACUCACUUCUUAGAUUCGGUUGAC
Messenger RNA from Closterium sp. NIES-67, 2826 nucleotides. The record is from the annotation of a GenBank genome assembly. NCBI's taxonomy places the organism in Eukaryota, Viridiplantae, Streptophyta, Zygnematophyceae, Desmidiales, Closteriaceae.